This is a messenger RNA of Quercus robur (English oak), 513 nucleotides long. RefSeq lists its product as uncharacterized. The record is from RefSeq and is a predicted model, not a curated record. The transcript is spliced from 2 exons. Bases 1 to 513 code for a protein of 170 amino acids. Lineage: Eukaryota; Viridiplantae; Streptophyta; Magnoliopsida; Fagales; Fagaceae.
AUGCGAGAAGGUGAGACCCUGAAGGCCUACUCGGACAGGUAUUGGGAAAUGUAUAACGAGAUAGAGGGAAAUUACGAUGACGUCGUCAUCAGCACAUUCAAGAAAGGCCUGCCGACAGAGCACAGUUUAAGAGAAUCCCUGACUGGGAAACCGGUCACCAGCGUGCGCCAACUCAUGGACCGAAUCGACAAGUACAAGAGAGUCGAAGAGGACCAACAGACUGGAAAGGGCAAAGCGAAGUUUGGAUCCACCGAGGCACAGGCAGUCCAUGCUGUGUUCCAAGAACCACUACAUAAGAUCUUAGAGAAAGUGAAGAACGAACUGUUCUUUCAAUGGCCAAGUAGGAUGGCAGGCGACCUCACGAAACGUAACCAGAACCUAUAUUGUGAAUAUCACCAAGAGCCGGACCACACCACCGAUGACUGCAGGAAUCUGAAAAACCACUUGAACCAGCUGGUCCGAGAGGGAAAGCUGAGACACCUCUUGCAUCAUCCUGGUGGACGGCAGGAGUAG